GUGUCUGAAAAAAAUGGCCUCAAAUGUUUGUUAGCUGUUGAACUGAAGCCACGCGUCCGCAACAUGUUGAAUGAUACAAGUUAAUAUUUCACGUCGUCGUUGAGAAGUUCGUCCAGCUCCGCUCUGCUCGGUGCUAUGUGGGGGUUAGCCGCGUUAGCAUAGAGCUAGCGCAGCCUCCAGAGCUUCAUGCGGGGCGAGGGUGAAGUCAGACAGGCAGUCACAGCGGUAGAUGGUGGAAACACGCUGACCUAACCCACCUGCUGCCCAACCAGCGAGCUUGGCCUUUGUUUACCUGCCUCUCAGGUAGGACGUGAGCAGAGGGGAGGGGAAGGGGGGCAGGGCCACCCAGCCGGUAGGAGGGAUGCCUGUGGAGGGCGGAAGCAGCAGCGGCUCUGCGUCAGCCGCCCGCCACCCCAAACAGAAACGCAAGGCUCACAGUUUGUCUAUCCGGCGCACCAACAGCACCGAGGACAGGCCUCCGGGCAUCCAAAGAGGAGACAUGCUGGAGGGACAGGACUCCAAGUUGCCCCUCUCCUUACGAAACAAUCUCCUCGACCUUUUUGGCCAAAUCGAGCGCGAGUUUGAAAAUCUUUACAUCGAAAACAUUGAAUUACGCCGGGAAAUCGACUCCCUGAAUGAGAGACUGACUGGAGAUGGACAAACAAUUGAGGGAGGAGACCCCACCAAGGGAGCGCUGAAAACAAAAGCCAGCCACAGCACCAGUCAACUGUCACAGAAGCUGAAGACGACCUACAAAGCCUCUACCAGCAAGAUUGUGUCCAGUUUCAAAGCCACUGCAGGGUCUCGGGCUUUGUGUCAGUUGCUCAAGGAGUAUGUGGGUCACCGGGACGGGAUCUGGGACCUCAGUGUCACUCGAACUCAGCCUGUGGUCCUGGGCACCGCUUCUGCAGACCACUCGGCUCUGCUAUGGAGCAUAGAGACUGGGAAAUGUCUUCUGAGAUAUGCUGGUCAUGCUGGAUCAGUCAACUCCAUCAAGUUCCACCCCACAGAGCAGAUGGCCAUCACAGCCUCUGGGGACCAGACGGCUCACAUCUGGCGCUAUAUGGUGCAGCUUCCUGCCCCCCAGCCACCACCAGAUGUCAGUGCUCCUUGUGAUGAUGACCAGGACUCGUCAGACCGAGAGGAAGGAGAGGUGGAUGGAGAGGGCCCGUGCGAGGUCCCCACCGUCCGGGUGGCUACAGCGACCCUGAAGAGUCACCAGGGUGUAGUUAUCGCAGCCGAUUGGUUGGUUGGGGGCCGACAAGUGGUGACAGCUUCCUGGGAUCGUGCUGCCAACCUGUAUGAGGUGGAGACGUCUGAGCUGGUUCACACACUCACUGGCCAUGACCAGGAGCUGACCCACUGCUGUACCCACCCUACCCAGCGUCUGGUGGUCACCUCAUCCAGAGACACCACCUUCAGACUCUGGGACUUCAGAGACCCGUCCAUCCACUCUGUCAACGUCUUCCAGGGACACACCGACACGGUGACGUCGGCGGUGUUCACGGUGGGCGACAACGUGGUUUCAGGGAGUGACGACCGCACCGUCAAGGUGUGGGAUCUGAAAAACAUGAGGUCACCCAUAGCAACCAUCCGCACUGACUCGGCUGUGAACAGGAUAAGCGUCUCCGCCAACCAGAGGAUCAUUGCUCUGCCACAUGACAAUCGACAGGUCCGACUGUUCGACAUGAGCGGAGUGAGGCUGGCCAGACUUCCACGCAGCAACAGGAUGGGUCACAGACGUAUGGUGUGCUGCACGGCGUGGAACGAAGAGAACCAGUCAUGCAACCUGUUCACCUGCGGCUUCGACCGACAGGCCAUCGGCUGGAACAUCAACAUCCCGGCACUGCUGCAGGAGAAGUGAUGCCACUGACACACACACACACUCUUACAGCAACACACAGUGAAGUAGGAGAUGACCAGAAUCUAUCCAUGUAAAUACAAUGUGGUACACAAACACUGUAAUCUGUGGACCUCGUACAUGCUCGUACGAUGAAGGCGUUUAAACUGUGAAACGUGGUCGUUGUGCAUUUCACGCAGGUGUGAGGUGGGAAAUGCGUCGUUCAUUUUGCCGUUUUCUUUGGAUGCAGAUGUAACACUGAUUGACAAGAUAUUAUUCCCCUGAUUAAUUUAUUCUGUCUCUCAUUGUGCACAUGGGCAGAAUGAUUCAGUUCCGACACUUUUAUUGUCAGAGUUUGUACGAGGCCACGCUCCUCUGUGUGUGUGCCCUUCAUUUGUUUAGCAUGGAUUGUGAAUCGUGACAGGCUGAUCCGUUUAUUUCGAGCCCUCCCUGUGUAAGAAAACAAAAACUAUAAAUCUGACUCCACAGUCACAGGCUGCUGUUCAUGUCACUGCUGUUUUCUGUUACUGCUGAAUGGAGGCUCUCGCAUGUAGAUAAACUACAGUUAUGAGCCCAGGAAAGUUUGUAGAAUAUGAUUUAAAGACAUUGUGUAUAUAUGAAGUUGUGGCCUGUGUUGCAGGUUGUUGCUUGUUUCUGAAGAUGAUGUGAAACGUUUUUAUCCUUUUAGUCAAACUUGGAAUAUUUCUUACCAUGGAGCCAAACAUAUCAGCACAUCCACGCCUGCACGUUGUCUUAACAUGUUCCACAUAGGACCUGCUCUUUCAAAGAUGGAGAUUUGUGUCUUUGCCUAUUAUUACCUUCGAUGCUUUCAGUUCACAGCCAGCCUAUAUAUGAAUAUAUUUAGUAUUUCAAACGUAUGAUACUGUAACUCUGCCUUGUUCCGUGUUUACAAGAGAAUUUCAUUUUUUUAAGUAUUGCUUCAAUUCUGCCUUUCUGUAAGGAUGCAAAGUGUCAAGAGCAAAGCAAAAAUUGGAAAACAUCUGCAUUCUUGUUACUGUAGAAUCCUCUAGAGGUGUAUGAUGUGUUCAUCAUCAUGCAAAAUGAAAUAUUCACUUCAGGUCGCAGGUGAAGUCCAUUUUCUGUCCUCAUGUGGAGGGUUGUGAGCACCAUGAAACGUCUUGUCUUGAAUAUUUUCUUCUGCUCUCAGAUUUUGAGUUUGUUUAGAGUCCCCACCAAUAGAAUUUAGUGUUGACAAGGGACAUUUUCUACCGUCAUUACGGACGGUUACUGUAACCAGGUUCAUCCAGAAUCCUGCGUUCCACCCUAACAGUUUUGCUAGCAACUAUGGAAAAAAAAUUGCAUAUGAGCACGAAGAAGCUGGAGUGCAGGAAAUCUAAGCACAAGUAGAGAAUAUCUGAGUGUGAGGGCAGGGUUUGAAGUGACAGCAUUACAAAAUCUGAAUGUGAAAUAAGUAAAGGCCAUCUGUUCUCAAACACCACUCUCUUGAAUAAAGAAAGGAAAAAAAACCUAGUGCCAACUCAGAGCCCGUCUUGCUGUAUUGUACAAAUUCCAGCGUGAAUUUGUUGUUUUGUGGACAUUUCUGCGCUUCGGUAACGUUAAUAUUCUGUUAUCGUGUUGACACUUUGCAUCGAACCCUCAGCCUUGUACAACCUCUCGCACCUCCCGCUGUAGAUUAAGCCUCUCUGUCUGUUUGAUCCCGAAACAGAAGCAAUAACCCAGCUCCUUGAUGUUUGAACUGAAACUCACGGGAACUUUACCUGUUACACAUGUGCAAUAUCCUGAACAUGAAGUCAUGCUGUAGUUUGUCAUCCUCAGAUGUUUCAGUGCUGUAAAUCCCGUAAAGACGACUUAGUGUAGACGUAACUUCGGUGCAUGUAGGUAUGCAUUGGCUUCAGACCACUAUUCACUACUGUUUCUACCAACAAUAGAGCCAGAAUGGAUUUUUUUAGUAGCAUGAACCUAAAAAUGUAAUAAACGUAUAGAAAUUCCUUGAAAAAUUAUGCAUUAGCCUUAUCCAUUUGAGCAUCAAUGCACUUUCCCAAACGCUUGUUAAAUAACUAAUUGUGUUCCGCUGCACAGUGCAGAUAGGACUUUUACUUCUCUUUCAUGCAGGGAACUCCAGCGCCCACUGCUAUCAGUGUCAUUUUAAUCUGCAGGUAGAAAGGCAAAGUAUAAUUUGAGGCCCACAUAUGAAUUCUAACUCGGAGGAAAUAUGAUUUUGGAUUGAUACAUUAAAUUACCACGUGUCGGAUUGGAAGAGUAACAAAAAAAGUGGAUAGGCUUCACUUCAUUGUAGUGAGUCAUAUUCACCUCAAACUUCAUUAUGUGAUCUACUUUGCAUACUUUAUUGUGACGGGUACGUGCUCUCUGACACUUUCCAAUAAAAAUGUGUGAUUUCCGACCGCA
Paralichthys olivaceus (Japanese flounder) is the source of this 4228-nucleotide messenger RNA. RefSeq names its product WD repeat-containing protein 37-like. The record is from RefSeq and is a predicted model, not a curated record. Lineage: Eukaryota; Metazoa; Chordata; Actinopteri; Pleuronectiformes; Paralichthyidae. Gene Ontology annotation, molecular function: protein binding.